Molecule: messenger RNA, 2130 nt
Organism: Cryptomeria japonica (Japanese cedar)
Lineage: Eukaryota; Viridiplantae; Streptophyta; Pinopsida; Cupressales; Cupressaceae
Product: protein JINGUBANG
Exons: 1
Coding region: 150-1466 (438 amino acids)
Molecular function (GO): protein binding
Source: RefSeq, a predicted model, not a curated record
UACAACUUGGCUUCGAAGGAUUGUACAGUUGUUGUCCCGAAUUCGGACAGUUGUUCACCCAGAAGUCUAAUUUAACCAGGUGAUUGAGCACCUGGACUGUAUUCUGUUAGUUUUUAUACAAGCUUUUCUUUUGUUCUGUCAAUUGAGAAAUGGAACCAAAGAAUAUGAAGAAAAUGCUUUCGAGUUUUCUGAAAUCCGAGCCGAGCCUGCGGUUCCCCGACAAUUGUUCUUCGUCGGAGGAAAGUUUUGUGAUGAAGAGAGAGCCGGCGAGCUCUGGUUUUCUUCUCGGGUCUCCGGGAAAGUUUGCUCCGGUUUCACCAUACGCAAUGUCGCCGUGGAACAACGGGUCUCCGUCGCCGGGAGCUCUGUCUCCAUGGCAGUCGCCGGUUGUAGGUCCUUUGUUGGAUGGGCGGUCAUAUGGAUGCAUUGGCACCAUGGUCAGACAAGACGGCCAUGUUUAUGCGCUUGCGAUUUCGUCUGGCGGCGGCCUUCUCUACACGGGGUCCGAGAGCCAAAACAUUCGUGUAUGGAAGCAGCCGAAUCUGUCCGAGAAAGGAUGCUUGAGAUCCGGAACAGGGUCCGUGAAGGCUAUUGUGACAGUCGGCGACAGAGUUUUCAGUGCGCACAGCGACCACAAGAUUCGUAUAUGGAGAAAGGGGAAAAGAAUGGGGACGCUACCGACGGUGAAGGAUCAGCUUCAGAAUUCUGUUGAUCCCAGAAAUUUCGUUCAUGUUCGUCGGCAUCAUAAGGCUCUGUGGAUCAAGCACGUUGAUGUGAUUUCUUCCCUGGCUGUGAACGAGGAACAGGGUGUGUUGUAUUCGGGAUCGUGGGAUAAGACUGUUAAAGUAUGGAGGAUGUCCGAUUGGAAAUGUGUGGAGUCGAUUCAGGCUCACCACGAUGCUGUCAAUUGUCUGGCCGUCGGACCUGGUGAGUUGCUCUUCACCGGUUCCGCCGACUGUACGGUUAAGGUAUGGAGAAGGUUUAAGGGCAAGCAUGUUCUAAUCCAGACUCUGGAUCUUCAGCACUGUGCUGUAAAUGGGGUCGCCGUGAGUCCCGAUGGAGGGAUUCUGUAUGCCGGUUCGGCUGAUGGGAUUGUCAAUUACUGGGUUAAAGAGAAGACUUCGAGCUUUUUUCGGGACGGGGGAUUUAUUCGGGGGCACAGGUUUGCUGUUCUGUGCGUUACAACGGUUUCGAAUCUUGUGUUCAGUGGUUCGGCGGAUAAGACUUUACGGGUGUGGAGAAGGGAUGCCGGUGAUUUUCAUACCUGUUUGGCAGUGCUGGAGGGCCAUGGCGGACCCGUCAAAUCCAUCGCAGCUACCAUGGAUGUUUUGAAUGGUUCUGCUUGUGUUUAUAGCGGAAGUAUGGACCGUUCGGUGAAAGUGUGGAGGAUUCAGUGUGACAAUGCGGGUCCUCAGAUAAAUCCCGUGCUGUCGCCCGCCUGGGUCCAACAGAAGUUGGGACACUAGGAGCCUCUCGUAAUUGAAGGGUUCCUUCAGCAUUUGUGAUAAAAAGGGCUCCUGCAAAUCAUGCCAUGAAAAUGAAAGAAAUGGACUAUGGAAAAAGAGAUGCUGUUGGUAUUGGGGAUUUCGGCCAUUGAAUGCCAGGUUGAGGAGAACGUAUUUUGUCGACAUCUGAAAGGCACACCGGCGGACCAAUCAGGAGCAAGUGAAUAAUUGUUUGUUGGUAUGAAUUUUCGUUAUCUGAUAGCUGUACCUUCAGGAAAACGCCACCGAAAAGCGUAAAUGCUACAGACAGAGAGGACAGGGUUAGAUUCUCGGUGAAUUUGAUGGAGUGGAUUGAUGGUUUUGUUCAAAUAUAGACUUUUUUUAACUUCAUUGAUUUAUUUGAAAGAAACUUCUCGUAUAAAUGAAUUCUUUUGUAUACUCAAUUACUUCAAACCAAAGAUAUUGGUAUUAUGUAUAUAAUUGAGUUGUAUCCAUAGAAACCUCCACCUGUAUCGCCAAGCCAUGAGGGAAGAUAUCUGGACAAAAAACUUGUAGAGUUUUAGCCAUGAAUAAUUGGCUGCAAAAAAAACAUUCAAUAUCCUUUAUAAAACCACUUGUAAAAGAAGGGGAGAUGUAUUGGAUCGCUAUCGACUUGUUGAAAUGUCUGUUUGGCGACCAACUUCGA